CCACGAGAGGGAAGGACCAAGGACUGGACCAGCCACGUGGCAAGGUCCCACUUGCAGGGAUUCGGAGAAUCUGGCCGUUGAUCUUUGCUGUCUACGGUCAAUAUCGCUUAAUAAUUCGUGUAAGUCGGACCUAGCCCACGCUCGGGGCGGAGAGGAGCCACGAGAGGAGCGGGAAGGUUUACCAUGGGAGGGGAGGGUGGUGGUGGAGAUCGGACAAUAGAUCAAGGGUGUCCGUCUGGAACAGCCACGAGAGGGAAGGACCAAGGACUGGACCUGGACCUGGACCUGGUCCGCAAGGACCAGUCGUUGGCACACGUAAGUGUUUUCGAAGAACCUCCGAAGGUGGUGGUCACGCAGCCCAAAGGGAUGUUGUGUCGGCUGGACGCUCGCUUUGCACUUGCGCUUCAACCCGACGCUGUCUUUGCAAUAGUCAUCGAUCCAAACAAUCGUCGCGUCUUCAAGAACAUCAAGGAGGUAAAGCUGUGGAACGUUCUGGAAGAUGACGGGAGUUGCACCGUCAUCGAGAGUGUGCAAGUUACGCGAUUCAAUUUCUGGUUCCUUUCCGGAGCCAUAUCUACGCAUCUUCACAUCGUCCAAGAUCGAAAGAAGCACCAGGUCGUUUCUCCUCCCUUAAUUAACCUCCCCUCUGUUCUCCAUUCCCAUCGCAUCUUCUAGCCGUCACGAAUCACCCCCUAAUACCCCUACUAAUACCUACUAAUAACCCUACUAAUAACCCUAGUAAUAACCCUACUUAUACGCCGAAUACCUCUUCUCCGUCUUCCCUCUCUCCUCCCCUUUCUCAACAUAUGGCAGCAUGCCACUUCACUUUGCUGAACAGAAAGGGGGCAAAGGGGAGGAGAGACGGGGUGGUCACCGUGUGUCCCCCCAUUCAUGCGUGAGGGUGUUGCCUUCGGUUUUUUCUUGGGCCCCCAUUCCUCAAGUGCAGCCUACCGACCGCCAUGGAGUCAUGUACUCAAGUUUCUAGAGUCUAGACCUUUUCUGUUUUCCCCAACCCUAGACACGUCGACAUGAGUGGAGCAGGAUUUCUGGUCAUGGAAACAAAUGCCAUGAUUAUGA
Chara braunii is the source of this 1077-nucleotide messenger RNA. The record is from the annotation of a GenBank genome assembly. Lineage: Eukaryota; Viridiplantae; Streptophyta; Charophyceae; Charales; Characeae.